Messenger RNA from Purpureocillium takamizusanense, 519 nucleotides. RefSeq names its product E3 ubiquitin ligase complex SCF subunit scon-3 (gene SCON3). Gene Ontology annotation, cellular component: nucleus; cytoplasm. Gene Ontology annotation, molecular function: cullin family protein binding. Lineage: Eukaryota; Fungi; Ascomycota; Sordariomycetes; Hypocreales; Ophiocordycipitaceae. The coding region runs from base 1 to 519 and encodes 172 amino acids. The transcript is spliced from 4 exons. Gene Ontology annotation, biological process: SCF-dependent proteasomal ubiquitin-dependent protein catabolic process; mitotic cell cycle. The record is from RefSeq and is a predicted model, not a curated record.
AUGGCCGACACCGCCACCUCUGGACAGCCCGAGAAGGUCUGGCUUGCCUCGAACGACAACGCCCUCAUCGAAGUCGACCGAGACGUCAUCGAGCGCUCCGUACUCAUCAAGAACCUGCUCGGCGACACGGACGCCAAGUCAACCAAGGAGGCACCCAUCCCCAUCCCCAACGUCAACGAGGCUGUCCUUCGCAAGGUCCUGGAGUGGUGCGAGUGGCACCGCAACGACCCCCCUCAGGCGCAGGACGAAGAGUCAGAUGCGCGCAAGAAGAGCACCGACAUCGACGACUGGGAUCAAAAGUUCAUGCAGGUCGAUCAAGAAAUGCUUUUCGAGAUCAUCCUCGCUUCCAACUACCUGGAUAUCAAGCCCCUCCUCGAUGUUGGUUGCAAGACCGUCGCCAACAUGAUCAAGGGCAAGUCCCCUGAGGAGAUUCGCAAGACUUUCAAUAUCACAAACGACUUCACCCCAGAGGAGGAGGAACAGAUCCGGCGCGAGAACGAGUGGGCCGAGGACCGGUAA